Messenger RNA from Symphalangus syndactylus (siamang), 2434 nucleotides. It is a transcript of the gene SAXO1, whose product is annotated as stabilizer of axonemal microtubules 1. Gene Ontology annotation, molecular function: microtubule binding. NCBI's taxonomy places the organism in Eukaryota, Metazoa, Chordata, Mammalia, Primates, Hylobatidae. Gene Ontology annotation, cellular component: cytoskeleton; axonemal microtubule; sperm flagellum. The record is from RefSeq and is a predicted model, not a curated record.
CACCACCACCACCACCACCUCAACUGGCUUUAGGAGCGAGGUGUGCCGGGCCGGUUUCCGCAGGGGCAGCCGACUGAUGAAGUGGAGGGAAAGCCUAACUUCCCGGUCCGCUUAGGCCUCCCCAGCUUCCCUGGCCCAGUUUCUCCAAGGUCCACCGCGGAACUCCUGUCCUGGGCCUGCCAGUGAGGUGCUGGGAGCUUCCCGACCUCACAAGUGGAUCUUGUGAUGUAAUUGCCACCUGAGGCAUGCCCCUCCUGGUCCUGGCGACAUCACAGAGGCUACCUGGAUACGGACCCGGCAGCUUCCUAGGGCCCAGUCAGCCGCUCCAGGUGCCUAAGUCUGGGCUGCGGAGGCCGGGGCGGUGGCGUGCAGGGUGAGGUCUCCCGGGCUGGCGCACCUGCAAGCCCCCUGCUGCUCCCUCGUGCUAGGCCAGCUCCAGGAGGGCAACAGAUGACAGGACGUUGCAAAAGGGUCACUUAAAUUUUCCUUCAAGUAAACAGAACACCUGCCAAGACCCUCGAGCCUGGACAUGCCCCAAGCCAGGUGGUUGGGGUCUAGGAGUCGGCUGCAGCUGGCAAUGCUCUGAGGGGACGUCAGGGCCUCAGGAUGGCCCCUAUGAAGAUGAAGUGCAUCUGUGAACUGUGCUCCUGUGGGCAGCAUCACUGUCCACAUCUCCCUACCAAGAUUUAUGAUAAAACAGAGAAACCAUGUCUUCUCUCCGAAUAUACCAAGAACUACCCUUUCUAUCACUCUUACCUGCCCAGAGAGUCCUUCAAGCCAAGGCGGGAGUACCAGAAAGGGUCUAUACCAAUGGAAGGCCUGACUACAUCAAGGAGAGAUUUUGGGCCUCACAAAGUGGCGCCAGUGAAGGUCCACCAGUAUGACCAGUUCGUCCCAAGUGAAGAGAAUAUGGAUUUGCUCACGACGUAUAAGAAAGAUUACAAUCCCUACCCUGUCUGUCGAGUGGACCCCAUCAAACCUCGGGACAGUAAAUAUCCAUGUAGCGACAAGAUGGAGUGUUUGCCUACUUAUAAAGCUGAUUAUUUGCCUUGGAACCAACGAAGGCGAGAGCCACUUCGUCUGGAACACAAAUACCAGCCGGCAUCAGUCAGGUUUGAUAACAGAACCACACACCAGGACGAUUACCCCAUAAAAGGCCUUGUGAAGACCAUAAGCUGUAAACCUCUGGCCAUGCCAAAGCUCUGUAACAUCCCCUUGGAGGAUGUGACUAACUACAAGAUGAGCUAUGUGGCUCACCCCGUGGAGAAGCGCUUUGUGCAUGAAGCAGAGAAGUUCAGGCCCUGUGAAAUCCCCUUUGAAAGCCUUACCACUCAAAAACAAUCCUACUGGGGCCUGAUGGGGGAGCCUGCCAAGAGCUUGAAACCUCUAGCCAGGCCUCCUGGGCUAGACAUGCCUUUCUCUAACACCACUGAGUUUCGAGAUAAGUACCAAGCUUGGCCAACGCCCCGGAUGUUCUCCAAAGCUCCCAUCACCUACGUCCCUCCUGAAGACAGGAUGGAUCUUCUGACAACAGUGCGGGCCCAUUACACAUGCCCUAAGGGUGCCCCAGCUCAGUCCUGCCGACCUGCACUUCAGAUUAAGAAGUGCGGUCGCUUUGAAGGCUCUUCCACCACCAAGGAUGACUACAAGCAGUGGUCCAGCAUGCGCAUGGAGCCAGUCAAGCCCGUUCCCCAGCUGGACUUGCCCACUGAGGCCCUGGACUGCCUGACCACCACUCGGGCCCACUAUGUGCCCCACCCACCUAUCAAUACCAAAAGCUGUAAGCCUCAUUGGUCUGGCCCUCGAGGAAAUGUCCCUGUGGAAGGCCAGACCACCUACGCCAUCAGCUUUACUCCCAAGGAAAUGGGCAGGUGCCUAGCUUCAUAUCCUGAGCCUCCUGGCUACACCUUUGAGGAAGUGGAUGCUUUGGGUCACAGGAUAUACAAACCAGUUUCCCAGGCAGGCUCUCAGCAGAGCAGCCAUCUUUCUGUAGAUGAUUCAGACAACCCCAACCAGAGGGAGUUGGAAGUGUCAGCCUGAUUUUGAAAAAUUGUAAUUUAGAAAUUACACAGUACUUUUAAAAGCAGACAACUGAGAAUUAUUUGUUGGACAAAAAAGAAUUCCCUAAAAUGACAAAAAAAAAAAAAAAUACCUUUACCACUUCCAGAGCACUUGAAUAAAAUGAGAAUCACUUGACUCAGGGAAAAUGACAUUUAAUCACUGGCUAAUUAACUCCCCUUAACUUCUCCUUUACUGCAUCCCCACCCCUUUUCAGGUCCUUUACUUUCUGCUUAUGGAAUCGAAGUUAGUCUCUGAGGUUUUCUCUGAUCCAGAUGUAUUUUAUUAAUUUAAUCAUUGUAUGAACUGAGGUAAUGAUUAACCCUUGCCAAGUAUGAAGCGCCGAAGAAUAAAUUUUGGGGGGAAUGAAUCUGUA